CACGGAUGACAUUCACCACUAACGAGCAUCUCUACGCUGACUAUCCGAAGUAAUAUCCUAAUACAACGCUCAUCCCAGUGCAAUUAGUUAAUGGCCGUCCUCUAUGAGUUCCUCGCGAAAGAACAAACGUGAUUUGACCUCGCGGACCGUUGAUUUCCUCAACCGCGUCAACAGCGUCAAGGACAACACCGACGCGGACGCCCAAUCCAGAAGCAAACCGCGCGUUCGGCGUUUAGCAUCGCAGCCUAUCAACCGAUUUGGUAGCAGGACGCCGCAAAUCCCGCAGGGCAAUGCUAUUUGGGAUAUUCCGUCGGACUUUUCGGAGGAGGAGACACGACCAAGACGCAAUGCACAGACCGAGCCCCGUUCUCUGAGACGAUCCCAACGAGCUCGAAAGUCAGUUCAAGUGGAGGAUACGCCCACCCGGGCGUCGAGGAGAUUGGCGCGUGUCAUUGAGGAUAGGCAUGAGCAAAGUAGCGAGGAAGAUGAUUCCGAAAUGGAGGAAUUGGAUAAAAUCAUUGAUAAGCAGUUGGGUGGCGCGAGGCUCAUCCAGUCGGUGAACGAGAACAGAAGCACAGACAUGAACCAUGGAUCCAGCCGUGAAGAAAGGGGCCAACAAGAAGAGGGAAGCGACAGGGCCGCGGAGGAACCUGUGGAAUCUACCUCACCGUCGAAAAAGCUCAGAAUUCAGAAAUCUAAGACGACGGACGCGCAGGAAGCCCAAGAGGACGACCCGGAAUGGGCGGCCGAUACAGCAGCAAGCGAAGAGUUGGGAGAAGAGGAAGACGAUGAGAGAGGAUGGGACACUCACAGGCCGCCAGAGUCUACACAUAUCAUCCAGACUCGAAGAUUGACUCAGGAGCUGGCCUCACCACGAGCGACACGGAGACAUACCCUUGCGGCUCCAGCACCUGAGACAGAGGUGGACAAAUCCUCAAGAAGGCUGAACAGAAGGUCGCUGCCGGCGCAGAAUGGUUUAGGAACGGGAAAGACUACUCGAGAAAAGCAAGGGGAUAGAACCGCACAGCUAUCAGAGGUAUCUGAGUCUGUGCAAGAGGAGUCUGAAUCAGAAAGCUCGUAUGAACCGGAGGCAGAGGAAGAGGAAGAGGACGACGAGGAAGAUGGGGCGAGUCGACAUGUACCCGACACGCAGCGGGAGGAACCGUCUAUCACCGCGCGACCAAGCAAGAGACGCCGUACCGAUCAGUAUCAGCGCAACCCCCAAGUCGAGAUCUUGCGCACACAGCCAGCGCAGCCGCCAGUGCAUUCAUAUCCGUCGACUCCUGAUGACAAUGAGAGUCGCAGGAGCCCGCGUCAUCCCUCGCAAAGUCCCGCUGUUGCUGCAGGACCCAUCAACGCGAUCCCAGAUGAUGCACAAAACGAAGCUUUGAUGAGAAGUGUGAGAGACAAUGCGGGAGAUAAAGCGUGGUUUGCGGAGGCUUCCAACCUUGGACAACAAAAAGAGAACUGGGAUGUUAUAGUGACAGCAGCAUCGGAGUUGAGAGAAAAUAUAGACCCCUCUCGAGCCGAGGCCUUCGGGAUAAUCGACAAACAAUUAUUUCAGCUACGUACACGAUAUACAAAGAUCAAUAAGAAACUCAAAUCUCAACAGGGGCCUCUCCGAGAGGAUCUGCGUGAGUGCGAAGACCUUCGCGAGGCCAUCUUGGAAGAAGGGACCAGGAUCCUUGACAGCGUCUACUAUCUGUCUCUCCGACAGGCAGAGUCGCAUGAGCUGCUGAAACAGGCGCAUCGGCUUGUUAAGCAGUUUGAAGCCCGGGUCUUUUCCACGAUGAUCAAAGUGAUCCUUCUUUGCUUUGAAGGAUACUACGCCAACCGGAAACUCUUUCCGUCGGCUUAUAGACAUCUUGCCGGGGCGAUGAAGCUCCUUCUACGAUUCUGCGACCGGAUUGCCAGCCUGCGCACCGAGCGAUAUAUACGGUGCAAGGUACACAGUCGAACCAUCCGCAAGCCGCUUCAAAAGUUGAUCAAGGCGGCGGAAGGCAACUUGCUGCAACGACGCCUGAAUGAGACUGACGGGGCUACCAGCGGUGACAAGAAGAGGGAAUGGACAGAGGAUGAGAAAAUUGCUCUGCUCGAUGGAUUGAAGCUGUUUCUGGGUCAGGACCGCUACAUUCGCAUGGUCUGCCAUUUUGGACAGAGACUGCGACACCGAAGUCUACAGGAGCUUCAGACGAAAGCUCGAGAGAUUCAUGACCGGUUUAUCCCUCGAAUUCAGGAGGAGCUCAAGACGGUAGAAGGCCGUCGACAGUGGCAAUGGUUAUUGAGUGUGAACGACGGUCAGCGUCCGGUGUCUGUGGAUUGAUUAUGAUUAUUCUCUUGUCUGUGUCUUUUUUUGCCUUUCGAUACCCCUUUUUGUUAUGUAGAUAUAGUUUCCACUCUCUCGGACCCAUGGAUCAUCCAGUCGACCGAUCCACAGAUUUAUUAUUUGUUUUGUUUUGGUGCGGUCGGGCGCGUAGCAACAGAAGGAAGAUGUUCGACACGACCAUGAUGCUCUACAGCAGACAAUCAUCUAGGAACAAUAAAUACUAAUGAUAU
Messenger RNA from Aspergillus novofumigatus IBT 16806, 2556 nucleotides. RefSeq lists its product as uncharacterized. Lineage: Eukaryota; Fungi; Ascomycota; Eurotiomycetes; Eurotiales; Aspergillaceae. The record is from RefSeq and is a predicted model, not a curated record. The transcript has 2 exons. Bases 104 to 2323 code for a protein of 739 amino acids.